ACCGCCAGCCACUCUAACCGCCACAGCUACUUUCUCCUUCUUCUCCUCUUCUUUAAACACUGAACCAGUAGAAUACAGCCCCUGUGUCUCUCGUUCGCAGAACAAAGCAAGCUCAAGCUCCACCACCGCUGCGCCUCUCUCUCCUUUUAUCCCCUUCAGUUCUGGCUCGCAUACCUUCGCGCAAGCCCUAGCUCCGUGGCGACCAAAAUCGGUUCCACCGUCAGCCGCGGUUCCACCUCUCUCUUGCCCCCUGUUCGAACCGAUAUGGUGCGUGAACUAGGGUUUUGGUUUUGUGGCAGUGGUUGUUCAUCGGAGAGCCACUGGCGAUGCUCCUAUUCUCAAGCAUUCUAAAUUCAAGUAUUAGUUUGGGAGGGAACUUGACAAUGGUGGAUCUUCCUGGUAUAACUAGGGUUCCUGUUCAUGGCCAGCCUGAAAAUAUCUAUGAUCAGAUCAAGGAUAUUAUCAUGGAGUAUAUUAGGCCUGAAGAGAGCAUUAUUCUGAAUGUUCUUUCUGCUACCGUUGAUUUUACUACUUGUGAAUCCAUAAGAAUGUCUCCAUCUGUGGAUAAAACUGGUUUGAGAACCUUGGCUGUUGUAACAAAGGCUGAUAAGUCUCCUGAAGGCUUGUUGGAGAAGAGGCUAGUUCAAGUUCAAGGCAUGAUCAUAUCCAAAACUCUGCCCGAAAUUGUGAAGAAAAUCAAUGAGAAGCUGACUUAAUUUCACCAAGAUGCUCAACCAGAA
Molecule: messenger RNA, 740 nt
Organism: Arachis ipaensis
Lineage: Eukaryota; Viridiplantae; Streptophyta; Magnoliopsida; Fabales; Fabaceae
Product: putative dynamin-related protein 4A
Cellular component (GO): membrane; microtubule; cytoplasm
Molecular function (GO): microtubule binding; GTPase activity; GTP binding
Source: RefSeq, a predicted model, not a curated record